AUGGGCGCCGCCAAGCCGUCCAAGAAGCAGCGCGGCAAGCUGAAAGCCGCCAAGAACAAGAAGGAGACGGCCAAGACCCACGUCAAGUUCGACGACAAUGGAGACAAGGUCGUGCCCAAGAAACGCGCGCGUGCAGCCAAGAAGAAGGACGCCGAGGAGGUGAAGGAGGGCGGCGGCAAGUCGGACCGCUCUCCGGAGAUGAUCCAGCAGGCCAAGUACUACCUGGAGCAGUGGCAGAAGCGCGACGAGACCAAGGCCGAUGACGAACUGCCGUGGAAGUUUAAGAAAAUCAAACAGCAGUGGAUCCUGCAGUGGAUGUACGAGGCGGACGUCGUGCCCAAGGCUAUGUUUGCUAUCGUGCUCGAAUACCUGAACGGUAUCCAGGGUGCCGCUCGCACGCGAGUGAUGGAAUCGGCGCAAGAAGUCAUCGAUGCUGGAGUUCCAUCAAAGGAUGAAGAAGACGCCGCAGCUGAUGAGAAGGAGAAAAUGCUCAGUAUCAAGCUUGCUCGUCGACGUUACAAGCGCGCACUGCAAGUGGCGGAGCUUUUGGCUUAG
Phytophthora sojae is the source of this 555-nucleotide messenger RNA. RefSeq lists its product as hypothetical. The transcript is spliced from 3 exons. The record is from RefSeq and is a predicted model, not a curated record. Lineage: Eukaryota; Oomycota; Peronosporomycetes; Peronosporales; Peronosporaceae. The coding region runs from base 1 to 555 and encodes 184 amino acids.